Prosopis cineraria is the source of this 2825-nucleotide messenger RNA. RefSeq lists its product as uncharacterized. The transcript is spliced from 2 exons. Lineage: Eukaryota; Viridiplantae; Streptophyta; Magnoliopsida; Fabales; Fabaceae. The coding region runs from base 394 to 1938 and encodes 514 amino acids. The record is from RefSeq and is a predicted model, not a curated record. Gene Ontology annotation, molecular function: S-adenosylmethionine-dependent methyltransferase activity.
CUAUCUCUCUUCUCUGCAAAUCCUCUCAACCCUCACCAUCUCAUUCGCCAACACUGACCUCUCUUGCUCUCCAACAAAUUUUCCACUAAUGGUCUCACUCUUAUCUGCUUCCUAGGCUCACUCGAUUUCGUACAGCCAUGUCAUCCCGUUUUGCUUCUGUUUUCGAUUGCUAUUUCCCCAUCUCUCCCUCUCUCUCGUCCAGGAAACCCGUCCUCAUCGGCGCUAACCACACCUCCGCUCGUUUCUCCUCCCGAUAAUCUCUUCCUCAAAAACCAUACCUUUUAUUUUCAUAGAAAAAAAAAUCCAGCUUUCAUUCAUUCAUUUUUUUUUUUGGUUGUUUUGGAUGUUUGUCUGAAAUCAAAUUCUCUCUCGGAAGGUGUUAAAUCUGCUGCGAUGGAGACUACUACUGUGAAGCCCGGCUUUCUCAGGAAUAUUCUCAUACGGUCGCUUCUGUUUGGGGUUUUCAUUAUAGUCGUUCGGUUUGCUUAUGUCAUCACCAUCGCCGGCGAGUCUUGCGACGUCGGCGACUUCUGCUUCUUCUCCCUGCCGGAGUCUCUCAACUUUGUGGUAGCCGGCGCUGGCGCUGGGGCUUUGGCCGUCGAGUCCAAUGAGGCCGUAGUUAGCCGAUCUGCGGCGCGUCCGGAGGUUUACUCGAGCAAAGAGUGGAACGAGGCCGUUCGUUUCUACUCAUCCGUGUUCAAGGAUCUCGUAUCCUAUGGCUAUCUCUCGCCAGAGUCGAAAUCUCUCUGCGUUGAGACGCCGACCGGUCGCGACGUAUUCGCAUUGAAGGAGAUCGGCGUCUCGGACUCGAUUGGGAUUGCAAAGAAAGCUUCGAAGCCACUGGUGAAAGCAGGACAGGCUCAUCGCAUGCCCUUUCGCGACAACACCUUCGACUUCAUAUUUUCCGGCGAGGGUGGGCUCGAGAAAUCGGCGCGACCUUCAGAUUUCGCCUCUGAGAUUGCUCGGACGCUGAAACCCGAAGGGUUUGUGGUGUUCCAUGUAAAGGCUAAAGAUACGUAUAGUUUCAAUUCAUUCCUUGAUUUGUUUACUAAUUUCAAAGUAGUGAAAACGCAUGAUAUAGAUGGAUUUGAUUCCUCAAUGCCUCACAUACGAGAAAUUGUUCUGAGGAAAGAGUUUGAUGGCAUUGUUCAUGAGUUUGAGAAAUUCGAUGAUGAUUCUAAUGGAAAAUGCUCCACUCAUGGGUACAAACAAGAAUUGGUCAGAAAUGCAGAGCCUUUGAUCGCUGAGGAACCACUAAAACCAUGGAUUACUUUGAAGAGGAACAUAAAGAACAUAAAGUACCUUCCAUCAAUGGUUGAUAUAAGCUUCAAGAGUAGGUAUGUUUAUGUGGAUGUUGGAGCUAGAAGUUAUGGCUCUAGUAUAGGAAGUUGGUUCAGGAAGCAGUAUCCAAAACAGAACAAGACCUUUCAUGUGUAUGCAAUUGAGGCUGAUAAAACUUUUCAUCAAGAGUAUAGCUUGAAGAAGGGAAUCACUCUGCUACCUUAUGCUGCUUGGGUAAAGAACGAAACUUUAACCUUUGAGAUUCAUCGGGACCCUGGCGAGCAAGUCGAUGUUAAGGGCAGAGGCAUGGGUAGAAUUCAGCCGUUGCAAUCAUCAUCAUUUGGUGAUUUUGAUGGCGAAGUUGAGAAAAUCCAGGGGUUUGAUUUUGCAAACUGGUUGAAGAACAGUGUCUCAAAGAAUGAUUUUGUAGUGAUGAAGAUGGACGUGGAAGGUACUGAAUUCGAUCUGAUUCCAAAAUUGUUCGAAACAGGAGCUAUUUGUUUGGUGGACGAGAUUUUCCUCGAGUGCCACUACAAUAGAUGGCAAAGAUGUUGCCCUGGGCAGAGGAGUGCAAAAUAUGAGAAGACUUAUGAUCAAUGCUUGGAGCUCUUCAAUUCUCUGAGGCAAAGUGGAGUUCUUGUUCAUCAAUGGUGGUAACCGCCUGAUAGAGAACAAGGAUGCAACAGAAAAACGAGAGAACAUGGGUUCACAUAUUUGCCAGGAUUUGGAUGCUGCUUGCCGUGAGAUACAAUGCAGAAUGAUAUGGCAGCAUGUGCCGAAAUGCACUUGCACAAAAUGAUCCAACAGGACUGUAAUAAUAGCCUCAUAGCACCCUCUGAUAGAACUGGCGCUGAAUAUAGGUGGGGUAUUGUGAUGGCAUAGAAGAAUAUUUUGAUGAAAAUUUGUCGAUUGUAGGAAGAGAGUCAAUGAAGGAAGGCUUGUGAGGUGUGUGGGGUAGGAUUAGAGGGCGUAAAGGGCGAUGGGUGGUUGAAGCACGGGAAAGAAAGCUUGUGUGGUCAUUUAUGAGGGACAGCGAAAACAGGGAGCAAAGUUGACGAUUAUUGGUUGCAUCCAAGCUGGUUUGUGCAAGAUUCCACCUCCACAUUCAUAUCAAUCACGCCCUUACCAAAGCCCAAAAGAUAUUUUCAACCAUCAUGUGGGCACAAGUAGAUAGAUAAGGCAUAAGGCUAAAAUAACAUGGGUUAUGGUAAAACUCUUGUUCUUACUAAUGGCCAAAUUUGUUAUUCCAGGUGAUACAGGUCUUUCAUAACUAAUUCACAUUUUACAUAAAAUGAAUAUGAUCUGGUCUAACCUAAGAUGACCGAGAAUAGUUCGGUCUUGAUAAAAAUUAAUCUUUCAAGAUAAAGAAGACUAGAGCCUUUCUUUCGGUUGGACUGAAUAAGAGAUUGAGCAUUUGUGCCAUUUGUUCUAAUCUAGUCUUAUAAAUUUAUUUAAUAUAAUUAUAAUUGAUUUAUUAAUUAUUAAUUAUUAUUAUUAUUAUAAGUUAAUUUAUAAUAAUAAUUGGUAAUUUUGUGUUUCAUACU